This is a messenger RNA of Astyanax mexicanus (Mexican tetra), 1024 nucleotides long. RefSeq lists its product as uncharacterized. The annotation marks the transcript as partial. NCBI's taxonomy places the organism in Eukaryota, Metazoa, Chordata, Actinopteri, Characiformes, Acestrorhamphidae. The transcript has 2 exons. The record is from RefSeq and is a predicted model, not a curated record.
CUGAGACUUGGAUCACUCCAGAGAACUCUGCAACUCCAGCUGCCCUGUCAUCUGCUUUUGCCUUCUCCCACUCUCCACGGCCAACCGGCAGGGGUGGUGGAACUGGCCUGCUUCUGUCUCGUUUCAUCCCGCAUCUCAGCAUGUCUCAGUGAUGUCUCGAUGUGGAUGAGUUCUCAUCACCUGAAACUCAACCCCAGCAAGACUGACCUUCUGUUCAUCCCAGGAACUACGAGCCUCCACAACAAUAUCUCCAUCUCUUUCGACAACUCACUGGUCACUCCAUCGGCAGAAGCACGAAGCCUCGGUGUAGUAAUGGAUGACCAGUUAUCAUUCUCGAGCCAUAUUGCAAAUCUGACUCGGUGCUGCAGAUUUCUCCUGUACAACAUCCGAAGAAUUCGACCGUUUCUGUCUCAGGAAGCCACUCAGGUGCUUGUGCAGUCUCUUGUCAUCUCAAGACUUGACUACUGCAACUCUCUACUGGCUGGUCUUCCACUGAGAGCCACCAAACCACUACAGUUAAUUCAGAAUGCUGCAGCACGACUCGUCUUCAAUCUUCCGAAGUUUAGUCAUGUGACUCCUUUGCUGCGUUCCCUCCACUGGCUUCCUGUUGCCGCCCGCAUCCGAUUCAAAACCCUGACGCUGGCCUACAAGGCAAAAAACGGACCAGCUCCUUCAUACUUAAUGGCGAUGGUCAAAGCCAUAUCUGCACCAAGAGCUCUUAGAGCUUCCAGUACGGCUCGGCUCGAACCUCCAUCACUCAAAACACACAGAAAACAAACAUCCAGACUCUUCUCUGUGCUGGCACCAAGGUGGUGGAAUGAACUUCCACUGGAUGUCAGAAUAGUAGAGUCACUCGCCGUCUUCAAACGUCGACUGAAGACACAUCUUUUUAAAGAGGUUCCUAGGGUUCUAAACAUGAUUAAGUUCUAUGUAUCUCUUGAUCCUAGUCUACAAACUAGCUUUGGAUAACUUAAGUAACUUUGAAGCACUGUUGUAAGUCGCUCUGGAUAAGGGCAUCUGCUAA